GCACAACAAUCGCCCCAUCAACAGACUAUUCGGCAACAGCAGUCGAAAAUACAUCACCCACAAUUAUCACCACAUCAUCCAACAACCCCCAACAACAAGUGCAUGAACCAUAUCAACAGCAGCACCAGCACCAGUUGCUAGGCGAUGCGUUUGCUGCAAUAUUAACGGUCACACAAGAUGUACCCGCUAGUUUCAAGUCAAUACUACAACAACAACAGAUUUCACAAUUUGAGUCACAGCCACUGCCGACGUCAACGCCUACUCAGAUCCUAACACAGACGCAGACAGCGAUACAACAACGACAGCAACAACAGCAGCAGCAACAAACCUGCCUUCCUUCUGAGAUGCUACAAUGGAAUGAUAGAAAUAUUAUGUCAGUUUUGAAAAAUUGCCUUGGAAAAGAGUUGAGUAAAGUAACGAUGCCUGUUACUUUAAAUGAGCCAUUAAGCUUUUUGCAAAGAAUAUGUGAAUAUAUGGAAUACGCCGAAAUAUUAAAUAAAGCCAAUAAGGAGGAAGAUCCUGCUGACCGAAUGAAGCUCGUUGCAACUUUCGCUGUGUCGGCAUUAGCAUCAAACUGGGAACGUGUUGGAAAACCAUUUAAUCCACUUUUGGGAGAAACGUAUGAACUGCGAAGGAAUGAUUUCAAAAUUUUAUGCGAACAAGUAUCACAUCACCCACCGAUUUCUGCUUUUCAUGCCGAAUCUUCUGACUACAAGUUCUAUGGAUCGAUUAACCCAAAAAUAAAGUUCAUGGGAAAGAGUAUAAAUAUCCAGCCCAAAGGAGUGGUUACUGUUGAACUAACCAG
Molecule: messenger RNA, 805 nt
Organism: Bactrocera latifrons
Lineage: Eukaryota; Metazoa; Arthropoda; Insecta; Diptera; Tephritidae
Product: oxysterol-binding protein-related protein 2-like
Exons: 3
Cellular component (GO): membrane; cytosol; intracellular membrane-bounded organelle
Molecular function (GO): sterol binding
Source: RefSeq, a predicted model, not a curated record